This is a messenger RNA of Chiloscyllium plagiosum (whitespotted bambooshark), 924 nucleotides long. The record is from RefSeq and is a predicted model, not a curated record. NCBI's taxonomy places the organism in Eukaryota, Metazoa, Chordata, Chondrichthyes, Orectolobiformes, Hemiscylliidae.
AUGCAAGGAGCCCUGUUUGAUAGCUUCAUCAGGUUGACACCUGAUUUUCAGCCCCGUGAUUUCUUGAGGUCCGGAGUCAAUGUUGAGGACUUCCAGGGUAACUGCUUCCUGUCUGCAUACCACUGUUCCACCACCUCAGCUGUGUCUGCCCUAUCAGUGGGACAGGAUGUAUCCAGUGAUGGUUAUGGUGACAUCUGGGCAGUUGUCAGCACGAAGGAGCAGCAGUUAAAAGGCCUUCUGAGUAUGACCACUGAGAAAUACACAGGAGAACGACUUUGGCUUUGGCCAAAGGGCAGAGUCACAGGAGGAACUCUGAAGAGCACGUCAGAGAGCGAUGCCGAGUCCUUGCAGGCGAAGUGGUGGGAUAGAGUGUCGCCCCUUCCGCUCCGAGCCAGGGACAUCUUAAAUCUCAUCUCCAUUGCCGUGAAGUACAAGGAGAAGGCAUCUCACCCAGUGACUGUUCCCAUCGAGAUGUCCUGCUCGCUCGUCUGUCACAGGGUGUUGGCGGCCUUUCUCAACAAGAACAACGACCUCUGGCUGCUGGCCAGCAACCAGGAGUGGCCCCACUUCCCCGUGACAGCGUGCGGCUCGUCCUCCGCCGAGCUCUCGUGCAGCGUCGAGGUGGCCAUUUACAGACUGAGCCGGGAGUGCCUGAGGGAGGCGCAGCUCCGGGUGAAAACGCACGGCAUCCUGAGCCUGCAGCACACCGGAGCGGUCCCCGGGAAGGCCGACGGGGUCUGUUUCAACGUCCUGGUCACCAUCGCCCCCCUGGAGGGCACCUACAGCCAGUCCCCGCCCGACGUCAGCAGCGUGAAGUACAGCUGGUACCAAAUCGACAAUGAUGAUUUGAAAAUUCAGUUGCUGGAGAGGUUGUCUUUCGCUUCCGUUGUGCCGUUCUUGAAUUAAAAUCUGGUGGGAAACGGA